Molecule: messenger RNA, 1746 nt
Organism: Episyrphus balteatus (marmalade hoverfly)
Lineage: Eukaryota; Metazoa; Arthropoda; Insecta; Diptera; Syrphidae
Gene: Galphaf
Product: guanine nucleotide-binding protein G(f) subunit alpha
Exons: 7
Coding region: 366-1526 (386 amino acids)
Biological process (GO): adenylate cyclase-modulating G protein-coupled receptor signaling pathway
Cellular component (GO): heterotrimeric G-protein complex
Molecular function (GO): G protein-coupled receptor binding; guanyl nucleotide binding; G-protein beta/gamma-subunit complex binding
Source: RefSeq, a predicted model, not a curated record
UUUAGUAUUACAAGUCGUUGGUUUCAGUUCACACUGAAUAGAGAAUUCCGAGUUGUUUCUAAUUCUUUUCCUUUACCGAAUUGAAAUUCAUUAUUGAAUCAGCUCCCUCUCGUGGAAAUGAACAAUUUAUAAUUAAAAAUAAACAAUAAUAAAAACAAUUAAUUGUGAUCGUGUGCCAAUGGCGGUAUAUUUCAAAAGCUUUUACUCAUAAUUGCGUUUUAAUGAAAAAUUCCUGAUCAAUCAAAUUUAAAAAAAAAACAUCAGUGACACAAACUUUUGGUUAAAGUCCGAAAAGUGACAGUAUUACAUUCGAAUUUCGAAAAAAUUUUAAGUGUUUAUUAUAAACAGCAGAAUAUUUUGGAAUAAUGAAAAUGCGAAUGAUGCGAUUUUUACGUCCCCGGCCUGUGGAGGCAAUACGUUCCACUCAACUUGACAGGCAAAUAACAAAAGAUCAUAAACUUUUUGAAAGUGCGGUAAAAAUCUUACUUCUUGGAACAGCUGAGUCGGGGAAAACCACAAUUAUCAAACAAAUGCGAAUAUUACACAUUAAUGGCUACACGGAUGAAGAACGUCGUGAAAAGAUUUCCGAAAUCUAUCAAAACAUUCAUGAAUCCAUGCAUCAAUUAGCUAAGCAAAUGACAAUUUUAGGCUUAGAAUUCAGCAGUGCAGUUAGUAAAAAGAGUGCUGAAUUUGUUCUUUCUAUGGGCGAAUGUGCGCCGGAAAUAAUGAAUGAGGAAUAUCGUGAUCAUAUUUUGACACUUUGGAAUGAUAUUGGCAUUCGGGCUUGUUACAACCGAUCCAAUGAAUUCCCCCUGCUUGAUAGUACAAAAUAUUUCUUAGAUAACUUUGACAGAAUAUCAGACUUCAAUUACAUUCCAACAACCGAUGACAUUUUGCAUAGCCGAAAAGUCACCACUGGCAUCCAUCAAAUUUCGUUUAGAGUACAGAUACCGAAAUCAUUGGGCGGUGGUGAACAAGAAUUUCGAAUGUUUGACGUUGGUGGUCAAAGAGAUCAACGUAACAAAUGGAUUCAAGUGUUUGAAGGUAUACAAGCAGUACUAUUUCUAAUCUCAUGUGGUGACUUCGACCAAACUCUCCGAGAGGACCAUAAACAAAAUCGUUUGACAGAAGCAUUAAAUCUUUUCCGUGGUGUUUGGCAGAAUAGAUUUCUCUCAUCUGCUGGCAUAAUUGUAUUUUUGAAUAAAAUUGACAUUAUGGAAAGGAAAAUCCGUGCAGGAAAGCGUAUUGGUGAUUAUUUCCCAGAAUAUGAGGAUUAUAGAAAAUCACCAAAAAUGGGAAAUUAUUUCUAUGAAGUUGAUUGGACAAAGAAUUUUAUCAAACAAAAAUUAGUGGAUAUCACUCAAGAACCAAUCAAACGACCAUCCCGAAUGAACAUAGAUAACCUACCUCGCGAAUGUUACUACCAUUUCACUGUCGCUACAGACACAAAAAAUAUCGAUAAAGUUUUUAAAGAUGUUCAUAAAAUGAUUUUGACAGAAAACCUGUCAGCUGUUGGCCUGUUAUGAGAAUUCACCACGCCUUUGUCAGUUAAUCAAAUUUGACACAUGAUAUUUUACCUGCAUUUUUAAUCUUUUUUUGUUUGUUGUCAAAAAAGAAAAAAAAAAAGAUUGAAAUCUCCUUUGACUGUGAUUAUCCUUGUACGUUAAUGAUUUAAGCAAAAUUAAUUAAGCUCAUAUGAUAUAAUACUUUAUAUAUCAAAAAUUAAACUAUGGAUGAAAUUCAUCU